Messenger RNA from Alternaria burnsii, 2055 nucleotides. Its product is annotated as acyl-oxidase. The transcript is spliced from 4 exons. The record is from RefSeq and is a predicted model, not a curated record. The coding region runs from base 1 to 2055 and encodes 684 amino acids. Gene Ontology annotation, biological process: lipid homeostasis; fatty acid beta-oxidation using acyl-CoA oxidase. Gene Ontology annotation, molecular function: fatty acid binding; FAD binding; acyl-CoA oxidase activity. Gene Ontology annotation, cellular component: peroxisome. Lineage: Eukaryota; Fungi; Ascomycota; Dothideomycetes; Pleosporales; Pleosporaceae.
AUGGCGGAGAACACGCAGACUAUGCUGAUGCAGAAAGCAAGAGCGUCCGGCUCCAUUGAUAUGUUCGAGCUGACAUGUCUACUUUGGGGAAACGAACGUGUUGUUAAGGAGCGACGAGCUGCUUUCGAGCGUGUUGAGAAAGCACUCGGCACCUACGAUAGUACGAAACUUCCGCGAUGCUACUCAGAAACCUCACGCGAGGAUCUGUUUGAGCAAGGUCUCGAGAUGGGAAAAGCAUGUCUUGAUAAUAUGCUCGAGCAUAACCACGAAUACUUCGUAUGGGUCACUCCUCGAUACAACCUCGUAAACGCAAGUCCCUUCGGUCACAAAGCUGUUCUGUUUGAGCCUGCAAUGGAACACAAUGGUACAGAAGAACAAAAGGCACAGUGGCUUCCGCUGGCUCGAUCCGGCAAGAUACUCGGUACAUAUGCACAAACUGAACUUGGCCAUGGUUCUUUCGUGCGAGGCAUCGAAACCACUGCGACCUUCGACCCUGAUAGCGAUGAGUUUGUUGUUCAUUCACCAACAAUUUCAUCAACGAAGUUUUGGCCUGCUGGAUUGGGCUUCUCGACCACACACGGCGCAGUCAUGGCUAGACUUAUUGCCGGUGGUCAAGAUCAGGGCCCGCAUAUCUUCCUUGUGCAACUUCGAUCGCUGAAGGAUGGCAAGCCAAUGCCUGGUAUCAAAAUGGGCGACGUUGGCUUGAAGCUUGGCUACAACGAAGCAGACAAUGGCUUCGCCUCUUUCGACCAAGUUCGCAUACCUCGAUCGCAGAUGCUCAUGGCGCACAGUCAGCUCGCACGCGACGGCACAUUUACCAAAGACCCCCUUCGCGCCAAGCUCUCAUACUCGGUCAUGCUGCUUGUUCGCAGCAGGAUGCCUGGUAUCUUUACCGUACAACUAGCGCAAGCAUUGACGAUUGCGACACGAUAUUCUGUUGUGCGACAACAGGGCCUUGGUCCUGCCGAUGCGCUGAACACCGAGGCGAGCAUUUUCCAGUACAAGCACCAACAUUUCCGUCUUGUGAGCAUGAUAGCCAAGACGUAUGCAAUGUUCUUCGGUUCGCGGGUCUGCGAUGACCAGUACAACGAACUCCGUGAGAUGCAGAGCAAGAACGACCAUUCUCUCUUGCCAUCUGUUCACGCAUUAACUGCGGGCAUGAAGGCAUACGUUACAUCAGAGGCCGCUGACGGUGCUGAAGAGGCGCGCAAACUAUGUGGUGGCCAUGGAUAUAUGUCUAUAUCCGGCCUUCCGGAUAUCGUCGGUGCUCUCACAGGCGGUGCGACGUUUGAGGGCGAGAAUUAUGUCCUCUGGCAGCAGGUUGGACGACACCUGCUGAAGCAACUCGACCGUCUACAGGAUGGCGAGCCAAUCGAGCCGCAGGUGCAAUACCUGGCUGAUGUUGAAGAUUCCAACAUUGCAUGCAGCGCGUUUGGCACGCAGUUUCUCGAUCCGGAAGUGCAGCUUACGAUCUACCGCGACCGCGCACAUCGUCUAGUUGUCAAAGCGCAUUCAGCUAUUCGAGCUUCCAGCAAGCUGCCUGCGGAUGCAUGGAAUGAGCAUCUGAUGCUGCUGAUUUCCGCCUCACGAGCUCACAUUGAGUACUUCAUUCUUAGAUCCUUCAUUGACACUAUCUCAAGUCUUCCUGAUACCACGUCGUCCAACCUUCGCACUGUACUGAACCGAACGCGCUCGCUCUUCGCCCUCUCCACCAUCAUAAACCCACGAACAGUCGAUGCCCUGUCUUUCGUCGAGACAGCCCAUUCGGAUUCCCCAUACCUCACAACGAUGCAACUCGAUCUCAUCCGCUCACUGGUCAACGGCUUGCUCGAUCAGCUUCUGCCUGAGGCAAUCGCAUUGACGGAUGCUUGGGACUUCUCUGAUGCAAGUCUUUGCAGCGCAUUGGGUAUGUAUGACGGCAAUGUGUACGAGAAUAUCAUGCGCUGGGUCGACCAAUUGCCUAUCAAUCAGAAGGCGUGGCAGAACAGCGGGGUACAAGAGGGGUGGAAGAAGUGGGUUGACCCCAUCUUGAAGAGAGAGAUGGCGAUGUUGUAA